UUGUGUAAUGGCAAAAUGUUUUAUUAAAGCCAUAGUCAUGCCAGAAAAAAAGGAGUUUCUAAUUGAUAGUUAUGCAUUUUGGCAUUUGCUCUUAGAUCUUUGAUAGAACCACGGACUUGGAUAAUCUAAUUCCAUGAUAGAACACAACCUUUUCUGUUGGAGUUCCGACCAGAACAUUUAAGUAGGUAGUUUUAGUUUGUAAACACCGGUUGAGUUAUGAUCGAACGCACCCAUGACAUCACUUGCGUACAACGCGAUGGAAAUGAAGUCACCAACAGUUGUUUCGGUUAAAUAGGCUCCUAGUUGAUAUACCGGCAUUAAAAUCUGCUGUGUGGUAUUCCGUUGUAUUUAGAAUGUAACUGUACAUUCUGCUUUGUUUGUAAUCACGUGAUCGACAGAAUUUAUACAGAUUUGCCUUACAUAUUGUGUGAAAUCUGAAAGCUAGAAAUGGAGUAGGCCUAAUAACUUCACAGUAUGCCUUACUGCAGAACAAGAUGAUUGAAUUUUGUACGAAGAAACGCAUGCUGAUAGCGCUCUGCAUCUUAUUAAGUGUGUCUUUUGUAAUCCUGCUGGUACAGAGCGCUUGGUCAACACAUCAUUCCAUAAGGGAAUUCAACACAUUACAAGGGCGAAAGGAACGAAAUGAGAGUUGUUCCUCUGGAAAUGAAAGGGUGUUGAAAGCUUGUCAUCCCUGUACCAAGUUAGAUUUGCGGAGGGAGAGGCCUUCCUGUAGAUUGUGGGGUUACAUGGAAGUCAUUGAGUGUGAGGAUAAAAAAGAAAUAUCCAGGAAUUGCGACAUUGAUCCAGACAAACAUGCGACCAGAUUCUGGGUAUUUGAGCUGGUAUGCCUCCUGAUUGGAAUAGCAUCCUACUUUGUGGUCAAGAAGAGACAGAAAAGACUUGACACAUUCCUCAUGGAGAAAAUAAAUAAACAAAUCUCUGAAGGGGUGUAAUCUUUGAUACUUGAUGAAAUCAAUGUGGGGUUAAAUGCGGCUCAUUUUGUGUGCAGGAUGGAAAAUUAAAUGAGAUUAUUAUUUCUUUGAGUCAGAGAAACUGGUUUGUAUGGAGAAUGAGGUCAAGUAAAAUAUGAAGUUAUCGUAAAUAUAUUUAUUAAUUAUACUGCAUUAGUACAUUUCUUUCUGGUCUGUGUGUCUGUAACAGAGAAUUACCAUGACUAGGUGAGGAAGGGAAGUAACUGUGUUCUGAAAAAAACAAAUACCCAUUAAAACUUAACGCUGAUUUGCAUCUGAUAAUUUAAAUGAAUGGAAACAUUCUGCUGGUCAGGGUCAGUUGUGGACAAAUUAACAGGUCAAUUUGUUGGCAGCUGGAUCUGUGGUGCUGAGUACAGCUAAAAAGGAGUUACAGCUGGAUCUGUGGUGCUGAGUACAGCUAAAAAGGAGUUACCAGUGGCAUAGCAUACAUGUUUGCUUGUAUACUUAAGCAUACACUAAAAAUUUUAAGAUUUUUUUUUAUUCAUAUAAUUUUGUUAAUUUCUUUUUAUGAUUAAUAUGGACUGUCCAUAUCAAUGAUAAAAAGGGAAAGAAGUAAAGAAAAAAUCUUCUUGAAAACUUAAGUCUGAUAAGAUAUUGUUGUUAUGUUAUGUCUAUACAGAUUGACAAAUCACGAAGGUUUAUGUAAAUUGAAAAAUAAUUAAUGAAGUACACAAUUUCAUAUCAUUCGUAUGAAAAUUUGGUUUUUACUUGUAAAUAAUCGGUCUAAAAGGAGUUCCCAGAACAUGAGAAAACGCUUCUAGAACGGAAUAAGAUUAGCUAUCCAAGUCCUUGCUUCCAGGACCUAGUAGGUUAUGGUCCCUCCCAUUCCAUACCCUUCCUCGGACGCUCGACCCUCUGUAAGCAUACACUCUGAAAAAUUAUUUGCUACGCCACUGGUUACUGUUGGCUACAGUUACAUAUGCUGUAAACAGAAAUUGUGGUUGUCAAAAAAUAUUGGUAACAAGUUUUUGAUUGUUGGCAGUUUUGUUAUAAUGAAAUAACUAUUUUACUGUGACGAGAAUGCUUUUGACAUUUGUGCAGAAUAAAUGUGUCGAGUGUUAAACUGCCUUGCCAUGAUAUAUGCUAAAGUUAUAUGUAUAUGUGCAUAAAAUAUCUAUCAUGUGAAUAAAAAAUUCUAAAAA
Messenger RNA from Mizuhopecten yessoensis (Yesso scallop), 2134 nucleotides. RefSeq names its product protein JTB-like. Gene Ontology annotation, cellular component: cytoplasm; centrosome; membrane. The transcript is spliced from 5 exons. Lineage: Eukaryota; Metazoa; Mollusca; Bivalvia; Pectinida; Pectinidae. Gene Ontology annotation, biological process: mitotic cytokinesis. The record is from RefSeq and is a predicted model, not a curated record. Bases 495 to 953 code for a protein of 152 amino acids.